Trichomycterus rosablanca is the source of this 2696-nucleotide messenger RNA. It is a transcript of the gene nucb1, whose product is annotated as nucleobindin 1. Gene Ontology annotation, cellular component: extracellular exosome; endoplasmic reticulum-Golgi intermediate compartment. Gene Ontology annotation, molecular function: calcium ion binding. NCBI's taxonomy places the organism in Eukaryota, Metazoa, Chordata, Actinopteri, Siluriformes, Trichomycteridae. The record is from RefSeq and is a predicted model, not a curated record. The transcript is spliced from 13 exons. The coding region runs from base 112 to 1491 and encodes 459 amino acids.
GCUAAUGGCGGCGUAAUACGGGUGGAAUAACUAGUAGCCCCUGUUUAUUUAUUUUGGUGGACGAAAGGACGUUCGCACCUGGUUCACACGGUAUAUCACGGUAGUACAAGGAUGGUGGGGCUCUGUCGCUGGCUGCUGCUCCUGUGCUUUUCGUUGAGGGUGUCACCGGUCCCAAUAGAGCGCAACCCAAACGCCCAGGAUGUCCCACCUGCACAGGAAGAAAAAGCAGAGGAAAAUGUGGAUACCGGCCUGUACUAUGAUCGGUACCUGAGGGAGGUGAUCGAGGUGCUCGAGACGGAUCCUCAUUUCAGAGAGAAGCUGCAGAACGCCAACACAGAAGAUAUUAAAAACGGACGUCUCAGCAAGGAGCUGGACCUGGUGGGUCACCACGUCCGUACCCGGCUAGACGAGCUGAAGAGACAGGAGGUGUCUCGUCUCAGGAUGCUUCUCAAGGCCAAACUGGACAGCGCCAACACUCAGAGUGUUCAGAUGGAUCAUGCCACCUUACUGAAGCAGUUUGAGCAUCUGGAUCCCCACAAUCAGAACACGUUUGAGGCCAAAGACCUGGAGCUCCUCAUCGCUACGGCCACUAAAGAUCUGGAGAACUACGAUGCGGAGCGUCACGAGGAGUUUAAGAGGUACGAGAUGCUGAAGGAGCACGAGCGGAGGGAGUACCUGAGGAGUCUGGAUCAGGAGAAGAGAGAGCGGGAGGAGAGGAGGCUGGAGGAGAUGCAGAAGAAACACCGCCAGCAUCCCAAAGUCAACGCCCCGGGCAGCGUGGAUCAGCUACGGGAAGUCUGGGAGGAGACCGACGGUUUGGACCCGCAGGAGUUCAACCCCAAGACCUUCUUCAAGCUGCACGAUACCAACGGAGACGGCGUGCUGGACGAGCAAGAACUGGAGGCGCUGUUUACCAAAGAGCUGGAGAAGGUGUACGACCCAAAAAACGAAGAGGACGACAUGAUGGAGAUGGAGGAGGAGAGGCUCAGGAUGAGGGAACACGUCAUGAAAAACGUGGAUCUGAAUCGUGACCGAUUAGUCAGUCUGGACGAGUUCCUUCAAUCCACAGAGAAGAAGGAGUUUAACAACCCGAAGGAGUGGGAGACCCUGGACGAGAAGCCCGUGUACACCGAGGAGGAGCUCCAGCGCUUCGAGGUGGAGCUGCGGGACAAAGAGGUGGAGCUCAGCAGGAGGGUGGAGACGCUACGACAGGAGCAGGAACUCCUGAAGGAGAGAGGGAAAGCUCUGGAGGCUCAGAAGAGGGAGUACCAGCAGGCGGUGAUGGAGAUGUCCCAGAGACAGAAGGCCCAGCAGACGGCCCUCGCCCAGCCGCCGUCGGGUCCCGCUGGAGAACUACGGUUUCAACCUGAGCUUGAGCAACAAGCGCAAGAACACAAUCCUGUUAGGAAGGAGCCAGUCGAUCUGAAUCCAGAACCUCAGAAGGGUUUACCUGCUGAACCACCUCAGAACCUUCCUCAGCACACACUGUAACACACACACGUCACACAGACACACACACACACACACACGUUACGGUGUUCAUAGGUUCAGAUGAUGUGUUUUGCUUUUUCAUUUGACUCAUUUGUGUGCGGUUUAGAAUUUAACCCAGUUCUGACACUGCUCUGUAUGUUCUGUAUGUAUGUUUUAAAGUCAUAUCUAGACACACUUCAGUUCUCAUCGUUCCAGGGGCAGCAAAGCAACCCCAAAACAUCAUGGAGUUUUUUCCCCCCCCUGUUUUAUAAUAGACACAUUCUUAGAUUUGUAAACUGAAAAAAGGGUGAAUUAAGUGUUUAAUAUGUUUAAAAGAGAUAUAUGUGUAUGCCUCCAUCACGGACGACAAUGUAAAAAUUUUUAACUUGAGAAGAGUGAAACGAGCUGCCGGUAAAGAAAUGUGGUUUUAUUUUAAGCUAAAAAUAAUCAACCUCUUUAUUCUUAUUGCUGUUAUUGUUUCAAAAGCUGUGCGAUGGAGUACAACUAGAUUCCCACGUGUCAUUUUGAAUAUAUUCAUUUGUUUUAUCAUUUGAAAUCCGUUUGGUCAUUAAAUAAAAGCCACAUUUCUGUUCUGGUAUACAUAUAAAAGUGAGUGAAAAACACAGUAUAAGACCAAAAGUAUUUGGACACCUGAUUAUAAGCCGAUUAUAAUCAAAUGCUAUUUACAUACACAAGUGUGAUAUUUUCAGCUAGAACAGCCGCCGCUCUUCUGAGGAGGCUUCUCACGAGAGAGACUUUGAAGUAAAAAAAAAGCCUCAGUUGAUGUUCUGGUGCAUCCCAGAGCUGUUGAGUGGGGCUGAGGUCGGGUCUCUGCACGACGCUGGAGUUUCUUGGUUUUGAAACCGAGCUUUUCUUCAUGUGCACAGGGGUACGGUCAUGCUGGACUAGUGGUUCAAACCCCACCACUGCCAGAUUGCCACUGUUGGGCCCUUGAGCAAGGCCCUUAACACUAAAUUGCUUAGACGGUAUGCUGUAUAUUGUAAGUCGCCUAAGAUAAAAGCGUCUGCGAAAUGCUGAAAAUGUAAAUGUCAUGCUGGAACAGAUAGAAGGGCCGUCCCAAUACUUUUGUCCAUAUACUGUAUAUUGAUCAGUGACGGUUUUGUUUUUUGGCUGUAUUUGUAGUUCUGGUUUCCUGUGUUUUAAUGCAGAUGAUUAAUAUAAAAUGUGUUUAUGCUACUCGAAUGUUUAUUAAAGUAUUAAAAAUG